ACAAAUGGAGUGAAAAUACCAGCCUUCCAUAUAUCUCAAUUUUUUUUAGUGAAAAGAACCGAAGCAAUUCAAUGGGUCAACACGUUUCGCGAACUGAUUUCGAGUGGGUUUACGAUGAACAGCCACACAUUGGCCGACGCGACGCCAUGCUAAAGAAAUAUCCACAAAUUAAGAACCUGUACGGGCCGGACCCGGCGUUCAAGUAUAUCGUUUCUGCGAUGGUUCUGACACAAGUCUUGAUGCUGUAUGUAAUGCAGAAUCAGUCCUGGACAAUGAUCACCUUGGUGGCGUAUUGUUUCGGAGGAGUGAUCAAUCAUUCUCUAAUGUUGGCAAAUCAUGAAAUUUCGCACAACAUGGCGUUCGGGUAUGGUCGACCAUUGGCAAAUCGAUACUUUGGAAUGUGGUGCAAUCUACCCAUCGGAAUUCCAAUGUCGGUGUCGUUUAAAAAGUAUCACACACUGCAUCAUAGAUACCUGGCUAAUGAGAAACUUGAUCCAGAUGUACCCAGUAUUCUAGAAGCGAAGCUAUUCUGCAACACAUUUGGAAAGUUCAUAUGGGUCAUUUUGCAGCCAUUGUUCUAUGCAUUGAGACCAUUGUUUGUAAACCCACUUCCGGUGGAGAAACUGGAAAUCAUCAACACAGUCGUACAAGUCAUAUUCGAUGGUCUCGUGGUGUUAAUAUUCGGAUGGAGGAUGCUCGCCUAUUUGCUGAUCGGUUCUUUUCUAGCGAUGGGUAUUCAUCCGGUUGCUGGUCACUUCAUCGCCGAACACUACAUGUUUGCGAAAGGUUUCGAAACGUACUCCUACUACGGCUCUCUGAAUUCGAUCACGUUCAAUGUCGGAUAUCACAACGAACAUCAUGACUUCCCUGCGAUUCCUGGCAGCAGGCUACCUGAAGUGAAAAGAAUAGCCCCAGAGUUUUACGAUACUAUUCCACAGCACACGUCCUGGGUUCGGGUGAUGUACGACUUCGUGAUGGAUCCUGCGGUUGGUCCAUAUGCACGGAUAAAGCGAAGAGCUUUGCAAAAAGCGGGCUAGAUAUUGGCGAGGAAAAGCGUUGCGAAAAGUGUGAUCUCCCGGAAUACGAAGCAAAACACUCCAACAGAGACUGGAAGCAGUAUAUUAUGAUGGAAGUUACUGGAGACUAAAAAUAUAAGUAUAGGAAACGUGCGUCUAGAUAAAAGUAUGCUGCAAACUUAAUAGUUGUGAAAUUC
Molecule: messenger RNA, 1213 nt
Organism: Topomyia yanbarensis
Lineage: Eukaryota; Metazoa; Arthropoda; Insecta; Diptera; Culicidae
Product: sphingolipid delta(4)-desaturase DES1-like
Exons: 2
Coding region: 72-1037 (321 amino acids)
Biological process (GO): ceramide biosynthetic process
Cellular component (GO): membrane
Molecular function (GO): sphingolipid delta-4 desaturase activity
Source: RefSeq, a predicted model, not a curated record